AUGAUGGCCAGCUACCAGGACCCCGAGGAGGACCCCGUAGCCCUGAUGGCUCAUGACACCAACGCCAGCAAGGAGGCCGAGCGAGCCAAGGACGAGCUGAGUCCGGAGAAGGGGGCCGAGAAGCCGGACCCCUCUCAGAAGCCCCCCUACUCCUACGUAGCUCUGAUCGCCAUGGCCAUCCGGGAGAGCGCCGAGAAGCGGCUCACGCUGUCCGGCAUCUACCAGUACAUCAUCAGCAAGUUCCCCUUCUACGAGAAGAACAAGAAGGGCUGGCAGAACAGCAUCCGCCACAACCUGAGCCUCAACGAGUGCUUCAUCAAGGUGCCCCGCGAGGGGGGCGGCGAGCGCAAGGGCAACUACUGGACGCUGGACCCGGCCUGCGAGGACAUGUUCGAGAAGGGCAACUACCGACGGCGGCGGAGGAUGAAGAGGCCCUUCAGGCCGCCCCCGACCCACUUCCAGCCGGGCAAGACCCUCUUCAGCAGCGACAGCUACGGCUACCUCUCCCCGCCCAAGUACCUGCAGUCCGGCUUCAUGAACAACUCGUGGCCACUGGCCCAGCCGCCCGCGCCGAUGUCCUACGCCUCCUGCCAGCUGGCCGGCGGCAACGUCAGCCCCGUCAACGUGAAAGGACUGUCGGCCCCGGCCUCCUACGGCCCCUACUCCCGGGUGCAGGGCAUGGCCCUGCCCGGCAUGGUGAACUCCUACAACGGCAUGAGCCACCAUCACCACCACCCGCAGCAGCUCAGCCCCGCCAGCCCCGCGCCGCCUGCCGCCCCGGCCCCCAACGGAGCCGGCCUGCAGUUCGCCUGCGCCCGCCAGCCCGCCGAGCUCUCCAUGAUGCACUGUUCCUAUUGGGACCACGACAGCAAACACAGCGCCUUGCACUCCCGGAUAGACAUCUAG
Terrapene triunguis (Three-toed box turtle) is the source of this 906-nucleotide messenger RNA. It is a transcript of the gene FOXL2, whose product is annotated as forkhead box L2. Lineage: Eukaryota; Metazoa; Chordata; Testudines; Emydidae. The transcript has a single exon. Gene Ontology annotation, molecular function: DNA-binding transcription factor activity, RNA polymerase II-specific; RNA polymerase II cis-regulatory region sequence-specific DNA binding. The coding region runs from base 1 to 906 and encodes 301 amino acids. The record is from RefSeq and is a predicted model, not a curated record. Gene Ontology annotation, biological process: regulation of transcription by RNA polymerase II; anatomical structure morphogenesis; cell differentiation.